CUCACACAUCUGCGAAAAGUACAAUUCAAAUGUUCCAGUUUGUGCAGAGGAUUUCACCGAACAUUGCUUCCUGAACCUGUGAGAGAUCAAGACCGCCUGUGCACGGAAGCUUUGGUUAAAAGUGGGGUCCAUUCCAACCAAUACAACUCUGCAAUGACAGUCUGGCGCUUCAGAUUCACAGCCUGUUGUUUCUGAAGACAGUGAAACUGAUCACAUGAUGCCCCAGAAUGAAUAUGAAGAAGAUUUAAAUAAGUUAAAAAAUAGUCAAGCCGUCUUUAAUGACUAUGAAAACACAGGAUAUGAUCGUGGGCAUCUGUACCCCAACAGUUACAGAUGCAGACCCGAACGUAGUGUGACCUAUACACUGACCAAUGUUGCACCUAUGGAUGCUUGCUUCAACCGCAUUCAGUGGAAGAUCUGGGAGGGUUAUUUGAAAAGCUUUUUAGAUGCAUUUUUUAAUGAUAUUGAUGAUGCUGAAGUAUACAUUAUCACAGGUACUGUGCCUGGUAAUGACAAAAUACCACAAAGUGAAAAAAGGGUCACAGUUCCAUCUCAUAUCUGGACAGCUGUCUGUUAUAACCACAAAGAUAACGUAACAAAGUCUUUUUCCUUUGGCUUUCUAGGAAUUAACAAGCCUGAAUUUAACAUAAAGUUAAUGAGUGUUUCAGAAAUGAAUAAGAAGCUUGAUGAACUAUAUGAACAAUCAACUCCAUCAGUUCAGAUUUUUCAUGAUAAUUGUUUUAGUGACAAGCCAGCAUCCGACAAUGCUAUUCAAGAAUUCCUUAAAAGAAUUAAAUUACCAGAGGACCAAAGACUUCAAAUGUCUGAAGAUGCUCAGAACAACUUGUUUGCACUCCAAAACAUCAUCAGUAGUGACAAUAACAGUCCUUCGACAUCAAUGCCUCAAAUUACUCAACUGUCAGCAACACUUACCUAUGAGAGCUUGAGCUCUUAUUUCAAAUCAACUGAAAGGAACAAAAGAAAGAUUAAGACUGCUUGUGUUAUAUCUGAUGACAAAAAAAGUCGCAGGUCUGAUAAAUGUCAUGAUCUCUGGAAAAGGCAGGUGUCUGAGGGGUCGGAAUCUGUUGAAUGUCAGCUGGUCCCGGAGAAAUCUUUUGAUAAGAAGACCGCAGCUGACGGCUCACCAUGCAUCAGCUAUACAGAUAAUAGUUACAGAUGUACAUGCUCCACAGAAGGAGGACAAAACAAGCCUUGCUGCUCUACACCCUGCCUGUAUCAGGAUAGUCUUAAUGACUACCUGUGUUACUCAGGUGGGACACAGAUACAGUGUUCACCUCAGUACUCUCUAAUCGCCACUGCAGGACAGAGAUGUCGAGUUGAUCAUCCCUGUGCCACAUAUGGACAAGACUACUACUGGUGUUACACAGAAGACAAGUCCCAGGCAUACUGCAGCCCUCCGCUCUGGGGAAGUAGGGGUAGAGAUGGAAAGUAUUGCCGCAGGAACCACGCCUGUGCAAAGUACAAUAAACGCUACCAAUGGUGCUACACAGAUCAUGAUAACAGCUGGAACUAUUGUUGUACUUCUGACACCUACUUCUCCACUAUCAGUGAAAAAACCUGCAAGCCUGAUUCCCCAUGUGGUUACCAUUACAAAAAUUACCUGUGGUGCGAAACCACUGAUGGCAGUUGGGAUUAUUGUUGCAAAGAGUUUUUAAAACAAUGA
Molecule: messenger RNA, 1684 nt
Organism: Triplophysa dalaica
Lineage: Eukaryota; Metazoa; Chordata; Actinopteri; Cypriniformes; Nemacheilidae
Exons: 3
Coding region: 215-1684 (489 amino acids)
Molecular function (GO): metal ion binding; hydrolase activity; nucleic acid binding
Source: RefSeq, a predicted model, not a curated record